AUGGAUACUCGCAACCGUUCAAGCCAACCCGCACAACCGCCGAAACAAGCGGCGUACGCGCAAUCUUCAAACCCAGUGUCGCAUACACUAGGGGAGCAACGGGAGUCAACUGCCCCGAUAAGACACCACGGUGAUCCUCCGAUGAUUAAGCGCACGGCUCAUUCGAAACCCUCGAGCGAUGAAGCUCGUGCUCGCCUUGAUGAGCGGCACCGGUUGGAACAGAAACAAAUGCAAAAUGCUCUAGAUGUCGACUUGGAGUAUGGAGUGGAGCAACAACCAUCAGAGGGAUAUAUUGCAGAUUCGGUUAAACGGAAGGGAAUGGGCCUCUAUGGUGCACAGGCUGGUGCACAUGCCGGGUCUGUUGGGAGCUCUCAUGGACCUGGUCAUCCUGGAUUUGGGGAAGAGCGGGAUCUUGCGGCCGACAUGGAUCGGAAAAUGGUAGAGCACGAGCGAUUUUUGGGCGAUGAAAUUGGGCGCAGUCCCCCAGAGCCAGAGUAUGAUGUUGCUGAGAGAGAAGCUGUUCGACAAAACAAGCUGCAACGGGAUAAGGAGUUGGAUGUGGAGGAGGCAGUUAAGGAUGCAACGGGUAACUCGGUUGUCUCCCAUAAGUGA
Penicillium angulare is the source of this 612-nucleotide messenger RNA. RefSeq lists its product as uncharacterized. The record is from RefSeq and is a predicted model, not a curated record. Bases 1 to 612 code for a protein of 203 amino acids. NCBI's taxonomy places the organism in Eukaryota, Fungi, Ascomycota, Eurotiomycetes, Eurotiales, Aspergillaceae. The transcript has a single exon.